Messenger RNA from Trichomonas vaginalis G3, 1320 nucleotides. RefSeq names its product regulation of response to stimulus. Bases 1 to 1320 code for a protein of 439 amino acids. The transcript has a single exon. The record is from RefSeq and is a predicted model, not a curated record. NCBI's taxonomy places the organism in Eukaryota, Parabasalia, Trichomonadida, Trichomonadidae.
AUGAUUGUUUACAACAAAGCAAAAACGAAAGCUGUCAUGUGUUUGAAUCAGAGUGAUAGUUAUAUUAUUCCAUCUACAGUUCAAAUAUUAAAUAAUGAUGUAUUUAAAUCAAAUAAAAUUGUUAACAAAAUUGAAUUUGAGUCUGAAAGCCAAUUGACUGAUAUUUAUGAAGGAGCAUUUUCGGGAUGUGAGAAACUUUCAAGUAUUAACAUUCCUCUCUCAGUUUGUAAAUUUGGCAAAAACUCAUUCAAUGGAUGCAAGCUAUUGCAAACAGUCUUUUUUGGCGAUAAUUUGAGUAUGAUUUCAGAUAAUUGUUUUGAGAACUGUAUCUCUCUAAGAACUAUUAGUUUUGUUGAUAUUAGUGUAAGUGCAAAUAUCAGUCAGUAUGCAUUCAGUGGAUGUAGUUCUCUAUCAUCUGUCACACUGAAAAAAGGAAUUUUGAGUCUUGAUAUGUUUUGUUUCAGUGGAUGCACAAGUCUUAAUAAAAUAAACAUUCCAUCGACAGUCGUUUUCAUCGGAACGAACGCAUUCCAGAACACGAACAUCGAAACUAUCACAUUUUCACCAGAUAGUCAUAUGCGUGUUCUUAACCAGUAUGUUUUCAGUGGAUGCAACACACUUCGAAAUAUCGAAAACAUUCCAAGUGGUAUCGAGUCCAUCGAAUCUAACUGUUUCGAGUUCACAAAUCUCGAAACAUUCACCGUUCCAGUCUGCACAGUCAGUAUCUCAGACUAUGCAUUCCGAGGUUGCACAUCUCUUCGUGUCUUCACUAUUCCAUCAGGUUGUCUUCUUAGUAAUAUCGGAAACUUCAUCUUCAGAGGAUGCACAUCUCUUAGUGUUAUCGAGUGUGAUCACAGCGAACACUUCGUUGUCGACAACGGUGCACUUUUCAACAAAGAACGAAGCAAUCUUAUCUACUUCCCUCCUGCAUCUUCGAUCAAGUUCUUCUGCUUCUCACAGAACGUCAAGAGUAUCUCAUCCAGUGCAUUCUUCGGAUGCAAGCAUCUUGAAGGUAUCAUGAUCCCAGACAACUCUAUCGAAACUAUCGGUUUCUCAGCAUUCUCUGAAUGCACAUCUCUGAAGUACAUCAACAUACCUCUCUGUGUGAAGACGAUCGAACAAAACGCAUUCUCAGGAUGCAUCAACCUUCACUGCGGUGUUAACAUACAGAACAAGACUCGUUCAUAUAUUGAUAACAUUGUUGUUUCUAGUGGUCUUAGUAUCAACUCUAUGAAAUCAUGUUCACUGAUCACAUGCAAACAAAUUCACUACCAAAAUCCUCUUUCAAAUUCACAUCUAUAUGUUUUCAUCCUAAUGUAA